AUGCAAGAUGGCCGGCAACUAGUAGGGACGUUCAAAGCUUUCGAUCGUCAUAUGAAUAUAAUAUUGUGCGAUUGCGACGAGUUUCGCCAAAUCAAAAACAAGACAGCAAAGCAAGACAAGGAUCGCCAGGAAAAGCGGGCUCUAGGUCUUGCUCUUUUGCGAGGUGAACAUGUUGUUACUAUGAAUGUAAAUGUUCCCCCACCUCCUGAAGAUGCCGCCCGAGUUCCGCUCCCUACAGCAGGUGCUUGGUCAACUGGAGUUAAGCCAUUGACUGGUAUUGCUGUCGGGCGCGGCAUGCCCCUUGCGACCCCAGAAGCAGCUAUUGCCCCAGCUCCACCUGCUGGUUUAGGUGGGCCAGUUUGGGGAGUCGGAGCACCAGCACCGGGUCUGAUGCAGCCACGAGCGCUUCCUAGCAUGACACCUCCACCUCCUCCCCCUGCAGGCGCACCAACUGCGGCGUUCGGUCGUGGAAUGCCAACUGUCACCGCUGUACGAGGAUAUCCUCCUCCUCCACCUCCACCUCCUCCUGGAUACCAUUGA
Molecule: messenger RNA, 540 nt
Organism: Schistosoma margrebowiei
Lineage: Eukaryota; Metazoa; Platyhelminthes; Trematoda; Strigeidida; Schistosomatidae
Source: the annotation of a GenBank genome assembly